AUGUCGACCAAGAUUGCAAUCCUUCUGGCUGUUCUGGUUGCGGUAGUUGCCUGCGUUCAGGCACAAGCCUCCGUGCGACAUCGGUUCGUACGACCGUUGCCCCGAUUCCUGCCAAAGCCACAGUAUGGCCUUGGGCAUCGCAUCGUAGGAGGAUUCGAGAUCGACGUGUCUGAUGCUCCGUAUCAGGUGUCGCUGCAAUACUACAAUAGCCAUCGCUGUGGAGGUUCCGUGCUGAACAACAAGUGGGUCCUGACGGCAGCCCACUGCACUGCCGGUACCUCGACCAUUAGUCUCGCUGUGCGUGUUGGAUCUUCGGAGCACGCAAACGGUGGAACCGUGGUUCGCAUUGCACGAGUCGUAGAGCACCCGAGCUACGACGACAACACCAUCGAUUUCGACUUUUCGCUAUUGGAACUGGAAGAGGAGCUUACCUUCAGUGAUGAGGUGCAGCCGGUCGCUCUUCCGGAGCAGGACGAACCGGUAGAGGAUGGAACCAUGACGACCGUAUCUGGCUGGGGUAACACGCAAAGUGCCACCGAAUCCAACGCUGUUCUGCGGGCUGCCAACGUACCGACCGUCAAUCAAAAGGAAUGCGAAAAUGCCUAUGCACUAUCUGGCGGAAUCACCGAUCGUAUGCUGUGCGCCGGAUACCAACAGGGAGGAAAGGACGCUUGCCAGGGAGACUCUGGCGGUCCGCUGGUAGCUGACGGAAAGUUGGUUGGUGUCGUAUCGUGGGGAGCAGGAUGCGCUCAGGCUGGAUAUCCAGGAGUGUACUCGCGAGUGGCCAGCGUUCGCGACUGGGUUCGUGAGAACAGUGGGGUGUAA
This is a messenger RNA of Anopheles marshallii, 825 nucleotides long. RefSeq names its product trypsin-1-like. Gene Ontology annotation, biological process: proteolysis. The transcript has a single exon. Lineage: Eukaryota; Metazoa; Arthropoda; Insecta; Diptera; Culicidae. Gene Ontology annotation, molecular function: serine-type endopeptidase activity. The record is from RefSeq and is a predicted model, not a curated record. The coding region runs from base 1 to 825 and encodes 274 amino acids.